AUUCGGUAAUAAAAAUUUAAGUUCAACAAAAAUAAGGUGAAUGUACGGAGUCUUACAAUACAAUCCACAUAUAUGCAUACCUUGCUUUUUUCUUUUGAAAUAUUAUGCCAUAAAAAUGUUACAGCAAAAUAGAAAAUAAAUUAUCAAAAAUUUUAAUUAAUAGGUUUUGUUAGCAUCUAAUACAACAAACAAAAGCAACCUAAAAUAAUUUGUAGUCCACACAUUGAACUAAUUAUUGUCUCACUCCUCCAACGUAAGAUGAACGUCAUUUCCUCACCCUAGCCACAAUACCAUACCCAAAACAGCCGGGACCAUACUUUACUAAACCCACCCCACCUUAAAUUAGAAAUUAAACACCCCCAAAAUACAAUAAAUAAUAAUAAUAUAUAAAACAAAAGGUUUUAAAUAGUGAAAAUAAAUCAAGUUUAUUCCCUAAAUUAAGGUAAAGGUUUCAACGUUGUUGCCUUUGGUCUUUGGAACAUCUACACACAAUAUUAAGGUUUCAUCGUUCUUCUUAAGCCGCCGCUUAUAGUAGGUACUUUAUUUCUCAACUAGAACUAGCAAGAAAUGAAUCAAAAGUCUCAACAACAAUACUUUGGCAACAAAUCAUCAACCAAAUCUCAUCAUCCUCAAGUGAUUUGUUGGUCAUCAGAUAAUUUCUGGCAAGAUCCUUCAUCAUCCUCUGAUCUUUCAAUAGAAUGCAAUUCAAAUCAUCAUCAAUAUAAUUAUCUUGAAGAUUCCAACAACAACCUCAAAGAAGAACAACAAUUUCUCAUGUCGCCCUUAGGUAAAUAUGGUGAGCAACAGAAGCAAGAACAGCAUGGUGUUUUUCCAAUGGAUCAUCAUCAAAUAAUACAUGAUUACAACAUGCCAAUCUCUCAUCAAACAGGACUUCCUCAACAUAAUACUGGUUACUAUGAGGGAAUUCAUUCCAACGGAGUACCUCUUCCCGGGGAAGCAGCAAAUUAUGAGCCCAUUUAUGUAAAUGCAAAGCAAUACCAUGGCAUUAUGAGGCGAAGGCAAUCCAGAGCUAAAGCCGAGCUGGAAAAUAGGGCUGUUAAAACCAGGAAGCCAUAUCUUCAUGAAUCGCGGCAUCUACACGCGUUGAGAAGACAAAGAGGCAGUGGUGGUCGUUUCCUUAACACAAAGCAAUCCGAUGGCCCAACGUCUUCCAAUUCUAGCAAUCAAUACUCCUAGCUAGCUCAUCUUUGGGAUAUGCAACAACACUACUAGCUACCGAGUGAGCUUGUAUUUCUUUUAUUUUCGAUCUUUCGAGGGGAAAACAAAGGCUUUUGUGUAUAUAUUAACCAAGAGAGGAACUACCCAUAAUUUGCUUUCAGAGCUUUUACUUUCUUAUGGUAGCUUUCCUUAAACAAUCCCAUUCUCCAUUCACCCAAAAAAAAAUGUUUCUUUCUUUCCUUUUUUUUUUUUUUUUUUUUUUUUUGGGAA
Chenopodium quinoa (quinoa) is the source of this 1449-nucleotide messenger RNA. RefSeq names its product nuclear transcription factor Y subunit A-4-like. The transcript has 5 exons. Gene Ontology annotation, cellular component: CCAAT-binding factor complex. Gene Ontology annotation, biological process: regulation of transcription by RNA polymerase II. The record is from RefSeq and is a predicted model, not a curated record. NCBI's taxonomy places the organism in Eukaryota, Viridiplantae, Streptophyta, Magnoliopsida, Caryophyllales, Amaranthaceae. Gene Ontology annotation, molecular function: DNA-binding transcription factor activity, RNA polymerase II-specific; RNA polymerase II cis-regulatory region sequence-specific DNA binding. Bases 568 to 1197 code for a protein of 209 amino acids.